This is a messenger RNA of Drosophila sechellia, 4097 nucleotides long. It is a transcript of the gene dbr, whose product is annotated as debra. The record is from RefSeq and is a predicted model, not a curated record. Bases 567 to 3575 code for a protein of 1002 amino acids. Gene Ontology annotation, cellular component: nucleus. NCBI's taxonomy places the organism in Eukaryota, Metazoa, Arthropoda, Insecta, Diptera, Drosophilidae. The transcript has 4 exons. Gene Ontology annotation, molecular function: zinc ion binding.
UUCUCGUCGCAACGCAAGUGCUGGUGAAAUCGUUGUGGCAGAAGUCUAUUUUAAGUGAAUAAAUCGUUUGUUGUGCUCAUGUUCGUAAUUCCAAAACGUUCGUCGAGACUAAAAGACUUCUGCUAAGCUUUCGAGCAAAGAAUAAAAUGAAAAAUACUAUUUUCCACAAAAACAUAGCGUAGCGAUUGUGAACAGCGUAAAAAGAAGAAAGCAAAGAUCUGCUUCUGUUUCUCACUCUCUCGGAAUUGCGCUCUCCGCUUUCAAUGAUCAAUACAUUUACAGUUUGUUAUUAUUUGUUUUUCAUUUUGCCUUUUGUUUUGCACGCUCUCAGUAACCGCGAGACGACUUUCUCAAAUUGCAAGUGUAAAAAUUUAUUAAAACGAAGUAGUGGGCAAGGCGAACUGCAUUGCAAAUGGUAGUGUGUGUGUCUAAAUUUGGCGUUAACAAGAGUUAGCUUAUUACACCGAACCCCUGGGAUUUUUAAAAAUUGUUUCUGCAUUUUGUCAUCAGCAUGUUCGGCUUGACGCUUUGAGCUAGGAAAAAAAACGCGCAUUGAAAUUCGUAACAUGGAUGCUCAGUUUGAGCACUUGUGCCGCAUUUGCGCUGCCAACACGAAAAGCAAGACGAAUUCCGUGGUCGAAAGUGUGUUUAUUUUUAAAACACAGGGACUGAAGGAUAAAAUAUCUCGACACCUUUAUCUAAAUGUAGCUGAAGAAGAUCCUCUGCCAAAAGUGCUCUGCAAAUCUUGUUACCGCCAGGUAGAGGCCACGGCGUCGCUGUCAAAUAUAGCAAAACACACUCAGCUUGUGUUUCGGGACUUUCUCCUUAGUACACUGCCUAAGAAUGCGAGGGAAGCGGCUGCCGCACGGCUGAGCGUUCCAGCAACCAAAAUCCCACACCGAUACGACGAGGUCCAAGCGGAAAUUGAUCAAUUUCGCCCCAUUUUGCUGACCCGCGUGCCGGAGUCCAGAAACACCGCAUCCAAGCCUCAACCAGACAGUUGCGUAGAGCUUGCUCCAAAAACCGGCGAAAACUACUUGGCUGCGUCUUUCUCAUCCUCUUCUCUGAGCAAACCCGCUGGAUCAGUAAAGAACUAUAUGAACACUGGGCGUCGCAACAGCGUUUUUACAGACACUAGGUAUGGAUCGGCCCCACUGUCUAUCGCACAACGAACUAUGCAGUGUCUGCCUUCUUUGGUGCCCCUAAAUACGGAGUCAUUGGGUAGCAACGCAAUGAGAAAGAGCCCAGACUCAAAACCAUCGCCGACAGGAGUAAUAAACUUCAUCCAGACUCAUGGGCGCAUCACAGGUAAUAUACCUGAAGUCCAAACAGAGGACAAUACCGGAAACAUCAACCUGACAGAUAGCAGAAACACGGUUACAGCUUCCGUUCUUAGCAAUCCAGGAACGAAAUCUCAGGACAGUAAUUUGUUUCUGCAGAAAAGUAGAAAUCUUAAAAACACAUUAAACAACAUUAAAGCCAUGCGUAGCGGACAGGUAUCACUGCUUAAGUGUUCGCAAAAUCGAAACCCUAUUGAUGAUGUUAGACCACUGGUCACAACUACACUGGUACCCCAAUACGGGGGUGAACCUUCCGUAGAGGAAGCACUGCCAGAGCACAUGAUCUUUGCGGCGCCAAAAAAGAAGAGGGAGGAUGAAGAACAAUUUCAUCAAACGGCUCUGCCAAAGCUGAAGAAAACUGUGCCAAGCCAAUCUAAGACAAAGGCGACAACCCUCGACUUAACUAUAUCGGUUGAUUCGCAUGGUUCACCCCCGUCAACGUCAAUUUCUAAUGUUAAAAGCCUCACUGAUGCAAUUUUCCUGGGAAGCGUUAUUAGGGAUCCAGACUUGUUGAUGCUUAUUCUCAAGGCUCUGAAAUGGCCGGUGACAGCAGAAAACUGCGAUGAGCAAAUGUCCCGCUUAAAAAGUUCAAAGUUUGCUGUUAUAAUGUCAGACACAAACCUUCUUCAAGACACAGAUCUCACACAACUUUUAGGUCCAUAUUUGGCCCCAAUGCUGCCUGUGGUUCAGCAGCAAGAUCAGCCUCCACUUUCCUCAGCUAUCGCGUCUGCUUCUUCAAACACUUCAUCGCAGGCGACUAAAGAUGUACUUAAGCUUGCUGACUUAUCCAGUGCAAUGCCUUAUAAACUUCCACCAGAAACGUCGGUUCAAUUAGUGCCUUCCAGUCCCACGGAACAGGAACCGCAGCCACUGCGUCACAAAAAGACGGUUAGCGUUCCAACUUUCAAACGCCAUCAACGAAAGAUGAGUGCCCUUGAUUUACCUGCUGUUGACAACACCCGCGCCACAAUGUCGGUAUCGACUUCAAAGGCAGCUUAUGUCAGCAACGAACUAUCGAGUAUCAACUCUGUGCUUUUUUCGCAGUUCGAAUCAAAUCCGGCCGACGCUAUUAAUGAAGCGUUAAUGUCCCUCAUUAAGCAGCAACAACAAGAAACAAAAGACCAGCGAAAAACUCGUCAGAGUUGUAUUGGCUCUGACAGUGCCGUUAAUUUAGAAGACAUUGUACUGGUCGAUCCCCAACCGCCCCUUGAAGUCGAUCCGCAGGAUGUGAAGUACCUUGAGGAUGACUACGUCUCUCCGCAGUCCCAGCCCGGAUCCAAAUACAAUUUUAAAAGGCGCAAAACAGACAAUCGGUCAUCAGAGCCGUCUGAAGUCAUUGUGCUCGAUAACAGUGGAUCCCCAAAUUUAAAGAAUUCAAAAGAAAUAUGUCUAAGUACGAAACAGAUUUUAUCCAGAGAAACAAAGAAAAGUGCGGUAAUUGUUAGAAAAGAAUCUUUGGGUCAGCUAACGCAGGCACCCACAAGUACCGUCCCGGAAGACAUUUGCGAUCCUAAGGCCAGGGCCAUUAAUGCGAAAGAAAAUCCCGAAGUGUGUGAACCAGCCCCGGACAAUGGAGCUAGCGACGAUAUUGAUGAUAGCAAAGCAGGCUCGGUAUCCGUUCGGAAGUCGGAAGUCAAAGCUGCGCUCGGACAAAAGCUUUUGGAGGCGAUUGGACUUUCUCAAAUGGGAACCGAUGCAGCGCCUGAAAACUCCCGCGACACCCUCAGGAGUGCGCUAAAGCGCUCUAUAAAACAGGCCCAGGAACAACAGCUGCAGCUGAAGCGAGGCAAUCAUGAAGAACCUGUGAAGCAAAUGGCCGAUUCCACAACUAAGCUAAGUGCAGCAGAAUCGGCAGAUGAGCAUAAAAAAGCAAUUGCCGAGCGUGAGCUGGCCCUACUGAAUCGUGGACUUAAAGCAGGAGAAGAAAACACGAUUCCCCUAAAAGAUGAUAAGUCGGAGCGAACUGAUGUUAGUUCUUCAUCAUCAAGAAACCGCCGAGGCCGUAAAUUAAAGAUUAAUGCUAACGUCGAGGAUUUUGGCGAUGAAGAAAAAAAAGACUUUAGAUGGGAUGAAGACGAUGACUUGCCUUUAAAGGCAGAUACGGAAAAACCUUCAGAACGGAGCAGCAGCAACACCCGACCGACGCGUACUAGCAAAACGUUAUCAAAGUAUUAUAAAGGACCAACUUCUAAAUCACAUCAUGGCAUGGGUACACGCUCGACACGACAGCGCUGAGAUAUGAUAUAUAUCCUUUAUAUAAAAUAUGUGGUUUUAUUUUUGGAAAAUAUCAAAUACAUAUUUUACGUCCCUCUAAGAUUCACAUGUAAUUGUGUACAAUGUACACUCCCAUUUAAAAACUAGUAUACUUGUAUUAACAUUAUAAAAAGCAAUGACUGGAGUCUAUACACGAAAAUGAGUCAAGAAUAGUACAACUAUUUAAAGAGUAACACGAUUUGGUUCAAACAAUUUCCUUACGUAUGUACAUCGAUUAAUUAUUCAGCGCUUACGUUUUCUUUUGAGAUAAGUUUUGAACAUAUAAUGUACCUUCUGCUGUCUGUUAACAUAAAAUCCAGAAUAUGCCUUUAGAAAGCAGAACGGAAGAUAUUUAUUUGGUUUACAGUCUUUAAUCUAAGCUGUAUUUUUAUAGUUUUAAUUAAACUUUUGUUUUUAAUUAUAACGGUGUGUAUAAUAAUCAUUAUAAUUUAUGUAAAUAAAUAAUGAUGCUGAAAAUUAAGCAAUAAACAGUCUUUGAUAGUU